CUCUAUUUUAUACAUCACUCACAUGAUAGUGAACGGGUAAAUAUCAACAACAAUGUGAUACAGAGAACUGCUGCAGUUUAACAGCUAAACUAUGAUUUUUAAAGCGAUUUACUGCCUGAAUACUGAUCUCUCUGUACCUGCGGACUGCGGACUGUUUAAUACAUAAGGAUGCCAGCCACAAAGGGUGGUCAGUCCACCCUCGUGCACAGCCUCGCCACGCUGUUACGGAAUAAUGGGGACUCAGUUUUGGAUGGGUCCAGCACUCUCACUCUGGAGGUGGGUUGCGUGCAGCAUCUCACGCGUCUCUUCGAGCAGUACCUCCUCUCACGUACCCACCAGCACGGGUUCCUCGCCCUGCCCUCCCACCCGGCCGACACUGCCUCUCUGUUACAAGUGCAGUUCCUGUUCGAUAUGCUGCAGAAAACCAUCUCACUCAAGCUCAUCAAUCCACCGGGUUCAAGACUGCAGUCUGUGGUGAAGAUUUUCCCUUUUAAGUCCCUCAAGAACUUAGAGCUAAAAAGAAUUCCUCCUCACUGUCUGGAGGGGCUAAGAGGUGUCUACUCUCAGCUGGAGGUCUUCACCUGCUCCAAAAGCCUCAACUCUUUGGAGGAGCUGCUAUCACUCUGUGGUGGAGACCUCAGCUCUGCCUUACCCUGGUUAGAACUUCACACCCUCAACUUCAGCUACAACUCCAUUUCCUGUCUUGACGAGUCGCUUAGUUUAUUAAACGUUCUGAAGGCACUUGAUUUGAGCCAUAAUAAAAUUCAGGACUGUGCAGAGUUUUUAAAGCCACUCACUGAGCUGGAGCAUCUGAAUCUGGCGUAUAACAGCCUGCAGAGGGUGCCAGCGCUCGGCCUGAAUGCUAAAGUGAAGCUGGUCAGUUUGAUACUCAGGAAUAAUGAGCUGGAGAGCAUUAACGGAGUGGAGCAGCUGUCUUCUCUCCAGCAUCUUGAUUUAGCCUACAAUCUCCUGAUGGAGCAUUCUGAGCUCGCCCCCCUGUCCCUCCUGCACAACCUCAGCACGUUGACUCUGGAAGGAAACCCUCUGUACUUUAAAGCUACACACAGAACCACGACUGCCUGCCACCUUUCACCACGAGCUGCUUUCAAAGGAAUUCGUUUGGAUGGUUCGGCACUGUCUUCCUCUGAACUAGCGGCCUUGCCGAAACCUGGACAAAUGAUGGGUCAGAUGUCCCAGAAGAAUUCAGUCUCCGUGUCGCCUGACCAGGGUGUACAAGAAGUGUCGAGCGGAGGUGGAGAGAUGAGUGAUAGUCUGUCUGUUGGUGAUUCAGCAGGAAAAAGUCGACUCCACAGGAAGAAAUCCAGGAGUAAAGUCCGGGUGAGGAGAGCUAGUAUCUCAGAGCCCAGUGAUACAGACCAUGAUUUCAGAUCAUCUGCUUCACAGGAAAUCAUUUUGCACCAUCAAAAGGACAUUGAGAGGAUGGACAGCUUUCGGGAGCAGAUGGGGGAGGACUGGCUGCGCUACCAGCAUCACCUCGAGGGGACUGCGGUGUCCGUGUCCGUGUCCGGCUCCAGGGUGGAGAGAGUCACGGCGCAGGUGAUCGCUAACGACUGCAGCACCCCGUCCCCGUCUGCUCUCAGAGACAGCUCCCCCCCACCCAGUCUGGAGUCCCUACCUGCCCCACUGCUGUCCUCAGAGCUUAAAAGACAAGAGGAGGAGGAGGAGGAGGAGAGCACGGACCUUCAGCCUGAGACUGAGUCCACACUGCAGUGGCUGGGUCAUAGCCCAGUACAGAGCACAGAGUCUACACUGGAGAUGAGUUUAGGAGGACACCAACCACAAGAAACGGCAUCUACUGUCCCCGCACCUACAGAGGAAGAGGAGGAAGACCUUGGAGUGGAUCUCUGCAGGCCCAUGCUGGUAGGAGUUCUGUCUGAGGAUGAGGAGCCUGAUGGGAGGAAGGCCUUAGAGCCUCUUUUUCUGCGAGUUCGUCAGGGUCAUGUUCUGGAGGUGGACGUGCACCAGGGGCGAGUCAGGAAGAGACUGGAGCUGGACAGCCUGCGGCAGGUCACUGCCUCCGAGGCCUCGUGGAUGGAGAAGGAGAAGUUGCUUCCGGCUCUAGAGCUGCACUUCAGCUACAUCAGUCGGGAGAGGCGUAAAAGGUGCUACGUCUUGCUGGACGAUGAUCCUCAGGAAGCUUUACAGGCUCUGGCCGAGGUUCUCUCAAGGGUGGCGGAGGAGAACGAGCGCCUGGAGGAGGAGGCGAGGCCCGGAGUUGUUCGACUGCAGUGCCUGAAAUGCAGGGCUGAGUUUUUCCGGCCUGCGGCUGAGAACCUGCCCAGAGCCUCGUCUGAAGCAGACGGCUGUGAGGGACGUCCAGGUGAAGCCGAGUCUGAGAGAGAGCUCAGUCCAGGGGAUACAGUUUUCUGCCCAGAAUGCAGUAGUGAUCAUGUGGUCCAGCUGGCUGUGCAAACCACUCCCUCCACCAGUACUCCAGUCUACUGUGGGCAGAAUGGGGACAGAUGCUUCAACUUUGAUGACACAGACACACCUGUCCAUCCUCAUCGGCCGUCCAAUUCUCUGGACCUGGACGUAACCUCCUCAUCCCACGGAAGCCCUCAGCAUCUCACCCAACCAGCUAAGCUCUCCACGCUGCAGGACGUGGCCACAGACUCCUUCUUCACCGCCCACAGCGAACUCUCUGAUGCUUCAUCCAAUCAGAACGAGGUUUGGGUCAAUCAGACGUUCAGCUCUCAGUCAGCAGAGAUCCAGAGACAGAGUGACCCAGAGGAUCCAGAGGAUGAUCCGGGAGAAAGUGCUCGAGGCCUGCUGCUCACACAAGCAUCCGAACAUGCUCCAUUUGACCUGCUGUCGGAGGAUUUCGAGGCUGUAGAUCACAGACUGAAGCUUUACCUGGAUGUGGAGGUGUUUGAUGGAGAAGAGGAGAUUCGCUGCCUUCUGAAAAUGUCUGCUGUGAGGUUUGGAGAUCCAGUGGAGUUCCCAUCUCUCAUGGUUGUAACUGAUCGAUCCAUAUACAUCCUAGAAAUGACCUCUCAGGCAGGAGGUCAGCCUUCAGACUGGCUGCAGAAGAGGGACAGCCAUCGCUUGUGUGAGCUGAGCUACCUGGAGGUGGGUCUUGGGUCUCAGACCAUCCACAUGGAGUUUGAGGAGGGCGGGGCUACAGCGUACACGCUGCUGGUUCGAGACGGCGCCCGCUGCAAACGCUUCUUCAGCCAGCUAACAGGAAUAGCGAGGGAACUGGCCCCAAAAUCAGACAGCAAGCUUAAGGGCAUCUCAACCACACGCCUCAAUCCCAAACACCAUCUGUGGCCGCUGGUCUGUGAGGGCAGCGAGCCAAUCUCUGAGGACGACAGCCAUCCUCCGUUUUUUUACCUCCUGGCGUUUCUUCAGCAAGGUGACUCUGUGUCCUCUGUAACUGUUCUGGCCACUCGGGAAAUGCUGUGUCUCCUGGAUGAAGAUCAUCAGUGGAGCAAGAGCCACUCUGACCCGACCAAUGGGGAGGAGGGUCAAACCAGCAGUGGGCGGGUCACAGUCCGCGAAACGCAGCCAAUCAGCUGCGUCAGCUCUAUCCACCUCUUCUCUUCUGAUCCGUGCCUGGUGGACAUCAAACUCUAUGAUGAGAUGGCUAAAGAGGAGAAGACGUGGCCUCUGAGAGCAGAGGCAAGCCAGGAGAUACAAGGUUUAGUCGACUGGGUUAAAGGCCAAUGGGAGGCCAUGUUUGGGGUGAAGCUGAUCACGGCUGUACUGUAGCUGACCUCCUCUUUUACUGGUGAACAUUAUUGCACUGCUGCACUGCUGUCUGCUCCUGUCUGUGUUCACUCUGUCUCUCCACUGUGGCACGGAUUUAGUUUUUAUUCAAGCAUAUCUUACUUGUGAUUCAUAUUUUCAGUUUAUUACCUGUUGAUUUGUUGCUGUUGCUCGUUGUUCUAUUAAAUUGCGUUAUUAUUAAUGUUAAUGUAGUUAAGUAGUAAAACAGGAAGUGCCUGA
This is a messenger RNA of Astyanax mexicanus (Mexican tetra), 3969 nucleotides long. RefSeq names its product serine/threonine kinase 11 interacting protein. The coding region runs from base 169 to 3732 and encodes 1187 amino acids. NCBI's taxonomy places the organism in Eukaryota, Metazoa, Chordata, Actinopteri, Characiformes, Acestrorhamphidae. Gene Ontology annotation, biological process: intracellular protein localization. The record is from RefSeq and is a predicted model, not a curated record. Gene Ontology annotation, molecular function: protein binding. Gene Ontology annotation, cellular component: cytoplasm. The transcript has 26 exons.